This is a messenger RNA of Stomoxys calcitrans (stable fly), 1804 nucleotides long. RefSeq names its product alkaline ceramidase. Bases 849 to 1682 code for a protein of 277 amino acids. NCBI's taxonomy places the organism in Eukaryota, Metazoa, Arthropoda, Insecta, Diptera, Muscidae. Gene Ontology annotation, molecular function: hydrolase activity, acting on carbon-nitrogen (but not peptide) bonds, in linear amides. Gene Ontology annotation, biological process: ceramide metabolic process. The record is from RefSeq and is a predicted model, not a curated record. Gene Ontology annotation, cellular component: membrane. The transcript is spliced from 4 exons.
CGGGAUACAUCGCAACGGUAGAACAAUAAUAACGGCACAAAACGACCACAAACCACAGUAGUUUGUUCGUAUGUCCGUAGUCCAGUUUAGCAAUAGAUAUUAGUAAUAACAAUAAAAUAGUGCAAUAAAUACGCGUCAGGUAUUAUCAAAAUAAACAUUUAAAUAGCGGCGUUGUUUUGUGCAUGUAAAUAAGCUCAACUCACAUUCAAACAAACAUAGACGAGGGAUAGUUAUAGAAUUAGCAUAUCAAUUUUGGCAGGAAUUUUAACGUUUUUUUAAUUACAUAAUAAAAUAAAAGAUUUUGGUGUGUGUUGCAAAACCAAAAAACGGAAAAAACAGUGAAUAUAAAUACCACAGAAGGGCUUUAUACAUAUAAGAUAUAAAAGAAAAUCUUCGGCAACAGCAAACUCAAGAAUUUGCACAAACAAAAUCUGACACACGAAUAAAGGACGGACGGACGGCCGACCGCGACCAAAGAACCAAAACAAAUUUUCAACCAAAAACAGACACGGGCGGAUCUAAAAUACUUAAAAACAUUUGUGUUGGAGGUCGAUGUCAUUGCGAUUUUGAUACAUAUAUGUUGUUAUGUUGUUUUUAAUCCGAGGCAGCGGUUAUAACAAACAAAGCCAAGCGAGAGAGCAAUAUUACAACGUGUGUUGUGCGUGAGUUCGUUGGUGUGUUGUUUUGUUUCUGAGACUGAGUGACGGCCGACAAAGUGUGUGCAUGUAUGUGUGUGUAAAUAAAAUACAUAAUUAUAAUUGCAGUGAGUGCAAUUAGUUCCUUGUGUAUAUUGUGGCCCAUUGUUUGGCUAGAAGAAAGUAAUAAAUAAAUAAUAACAACAAAUUCAAAUGGCCACGCUAGAUUUGUACACAUUGGCAUGGGAGCAUUUUCGACCCGGCAGUUCUCCCGUUGAUUGGUGCGAAGGAAAUUAUUUAAUAUCGGGGAAUAUUGCCGAAUUUGUUAACACGAUAAGCAAUUUCUUGUUUUUGUUAUUUCCGCCGGUGCUGAUGUAUCUGUUCAAAGAAUAUGGGCGCUUCGUUACCCAAGGCAUACACUUACUCUGGGCCCUAUUGAUAAUUGUUGGACUUAGUUCGAUGUAUUUUCAUGCGACACUCAGUUUGAUUGGUCAAUUGUUGGAUGAAUUGGCCAUUCUAUGGGUAUUCAUGGCGGCAUAUUCUCUAUUUUGCCCAAAGAAAUAUUUUCCGAAAUUCUGUCGAAGUAACAGGCGAACAUUUGGUUUAUUGAUGUUUACAUGUGCAAUAAUUGCAACAGGACUAUCCGUAUGGAAGCCGAUUGUUAAUGCGUUUGUUCUAAUGGCAAUGGGAGUUCCAACUAUGGUUAUGUUAUACACUGAACUCAAAAGAGUUCAAGACCAAAGGGUCUAUCGUUUGGGAUUACGUUCAACUGCUGUUUGGGGUAUUGCCGUCUUUUGCUGGGUAAAUGACCGCCUCUUCUGUGAUAUUUGGUCAGCGAUAAGUUUCCCAUAUUUACAUGGAUUUUGGCAUGUAUUCAUCUUCAUCGCUGCCUACACCUUACUGGUGGUCUACGCUUACUUAUAUGUGGAGAGUGAACUGCCACAGCGCCAACCAUUGCUCAAAUAUUGGCCAGUCAACGAAUUCGAAUUUGGCAUACCAUUCAUAUCCAUACGCAAUCCCGGUAAAGAGUUUAAAAAUUCAAUUUAAAUUUUACCCAUUAGUGGUAGAUAUCACAAUAAACAAAAACCAAAAACCAAACGUGAUAUAUUCAGGAAUAGGGAAACACAAAACAAUGUUAAUUAAUAAUCAAAAAAAAAAAAAAAAGAAAA